UUAAAGUGGCAACACACGCAUCGCGUAAGAGUGCAGUCCAGCUUUUCUGGUGAAAAUUAGCGUAUUUGUCAUCCAAAAAGUGCUGCAAAUAAUCCAUUCACGAUGGCUUCAAGUGAUCAGCAAACGCAGGCCACCACCGGGCAGCCGCAUCUGCAGAAACAGGACCUUUCGCAGCUGGAUAUCACCAAGUUGACUCCCCUUUCGCCGGAGGUUAUCUCGCGCCAGGCAACUAUCAACAUCGGCACCAUCGGCCAUGUAGCGCACGGAAAAUCCACCGUGGUCAAGGCUAUCUCCGGAGUGCAGACUGUUCGUUUUAAGAACGAACUGGAGCGCAACAUCACCAUCAAGCUGGGCUACGCGAAUGCCAAGAUCUACAAGUGCGACAACCCCAAGUGCUUGCGCCCGACAUGCUACACCUCGGGUGGUUCCAAUAAGGACGACAGCUUUCCCUGCUACCGACCUGCCUGUACCGGUCGGUUUCAGCUGGUUCGUCACGUCAGUUUUGUCGAUUGUCCCGGUCACGACAUUCUGAUGGCUACCAUGUUGAACGGUGCCGCCGUUAUGGAUGCAGCCUUGCUGCUGAUUGCUGGCAACGAAUCGUGCCCGCAGCCUCAAACAUCGGAGCAUUUGGCCGCUAUCGAGAUUAUGAAGCUGAAGCAUAUAAUCAUUCUGCAGAAUAAGAUCGAUCUGGUCAAGGAUACGCAAGCGAAGGAGCAACACGAACAGAUCGUAAAGUUCGUCCAAGGGACGGUCGCAGAAGGAGCUCCGAUUAUUCCUAUUUCGGCACAACUGAAAUAUAACAUUGAGGUGCUGUGUGAAUACAUUACCAAGAAGAUUCCGAUUCCUCCGAGAAAUUUCACAUCUGCACCAAGAUUGAUCGUUAUUCGAUCGUUCGAUGUUAACAAACCGGGUUGCGAAGUUAAGGAUUUGAAGGGUGGUGUUGCUGGUGGUUCAAUUUUGCGUGGUGUUCUGACUGUUGGCCAAGAAAUCGAGGUGCGACCAGGUCUGGUUAGCAAGGAUUCGGAUGGCAAACUCACCUGCCAGCCAAUCUUUUCGAAGAUUGUUUCUCUGUAUGCAGAACAAAACGAUCUGCAAUUCGCCGUGCCCGGUGGUCUGAUCGGAGUGGGUACAAAAAUUGAACCAACUCUAUGCCGUGCCGAUCGUUUGGUCGGUCAAGUGUUGGGAGCUGUCGGUGCCCUGCCCAAGAUUUUCGUCGAGCUGGAAGUGUCUUACUAUUUGUUGAAGCGACUGCUCGGUGUUCGUACCGAGGGCGACAAAAAGGGUGCCAAGGUGCAGAAGCUUACCAGGAACGAGAUGCUGCUGGUCAACAUCGGUUCACUCAGCACCGGAGGACGUGUAGUGGCCUCGAAGGCUGAUUUGGCUAAAAUUGCACUGACCAACCCGGUGUGUACGGAGAAAGAUGAAAAGAUCGCACUCAGCAGACGUGUCGAGAAACAUUGGCGUUUAAUCGGAUGGGGACAAAUUCGUGGAGGUACUACUAUUGAUCCGUUGAAAAAGUAAGAAAUAUCAGGUGUAUCAGGCAAUAAAUAAUAAACGAAGCGAGAACUAAAUAAAGCUGAAACACGAAUAUCUAACAAGUUAAACGAGACACACCGGUCCCCGCUGUAGCAGUUAUUUAAUCAACCAAUUUGACUCCGGUCACGGUAAGAAGAGCAGCAGUUAAUUCAGAUAAAUUAGUAGAUUCAGGGUUGCAUGAGUGGAUAUCUUGUUUUGGGUUUUAUCAACCUAUCGACAGAGAAUGUGCGUUCUGUAUAAUCCAAGAAUUGAUUUAUACAACUAUU
Molecule: messenger RNA, 1802 nt
Organism: Sabethes cyaneus
Lineage: Eukaryota; Metazoa; Arthropoda; Insecta; Diptera; Culicidae
Gene: eIF2gamma
Product: eukaryotic translation initiation factor 2 subunit 3
Exons: 4
Coding region: 103-1521 (472 amino acids)
Biological process (GO): positive regulation of translational fidelity; formation of translation preinitiation complex
Cellular component (GO): cytosol; eukaryotic translation initiation factor 2 complex
Molecular function (GO): GTP binding; tRNA binding; GTPase activity
Source: RefSeq, a predicted model, not a curated record